GCCUCGCCCACACCAAACCUGUGGACCGCCGCUGGCUGGCUGCUGGCUCGCUCGACCGUCAUGGAGACCCUGGGGGUCCUUCUGGUGCUGGAGUUUCUGCUCCUCUCCCCGGCGGAGGCCCAGCAGACCACGGAGCGUCGCCUGAAGCCGUGGCUCGUGGGCCUGGCUGCAGUAGUCGGCUUCCUGUUCAUCGUCUAUGUGGUCUUGCUGGCCAACCGCCUCUGGUGCUCCAAGGCCAGGGCUGAGGACGAGGAGACCACGUUAAGAAUGGAGUCCAACCCAUACCAGGACUGGAGUGAAGACAAGAGAGAGAAGAAAGCGGCCAAGGAGAAAGAAGAGAAGAAGAAGGAGAAAAAGGCAGGGAAGGAAGGAGAGAGCAACUUGGGACUGGAGCUGGAGGAAGAAGAGCCCAGAUACCAUGAGAGACCAAAGAACACAGCCAUGUGAAGAUUCCCGGCUACCUCUUCCAGGCAGCCCCCCAGAGAUGCCUCUUCUGCCCCCUACAAGCAAUGCCCUGGAUUUGAAUCCAGUGAAAUGACUCCAUCUGGGAUUCAGAAUACAGUGUUCUCAAGUGAAGAAGGCUUGGAACCCACCCCACCUCCCUCAAUGGGGGCUCUCUGGGCAAACAUGGUUUUCACGCACCCCUCUUCCUGAGCUUGGUCCCUGCCUGGCGAUUCUUCUCAUAAUUGAAGAGCAUCCCUGGUUGAGGAGACACCCACAAUCCUCCACCAUCUCAUGGCGCCACCUGCUUCUACCCACUGCCUGAUUUCUUUUCUUUCUGCCUGAUGUCUACUGGCCAGAACUUCCCCUCUCCCAUGCACCCACUCCCAGCUGAGGAUUACUUCCCGAUGGCCUGCAUUAAAGCAUUCAUGAGAGCCCUUU
Mandrillus leucophaeus (drill) is the source of this 882-nucleotide messenger RNA. RefSeq names its product small integral membrane protein 24 (gene SMIM24). NCBI's taxonomy places the organism in Eukaryota, Metazoa, Chordata, Mammalia, Primates, Cercopithecidae. The record is from RefSeq and is a predicted model, not a curated record. The transcript is spliced from 4 exons. The coding region runs from base 61 to 447 and encodes 128 amino acids.